CCUCUCGGUGAAGAUCGGUCCACGAGUUCCGACCCUUCGACGCGUCAAACGGUCAAUCUCCCGCGGCGCGCCCGACACGUGACUCACGCGUCACCGUCGACGACCUCGGACGGACGCGUCGCGGAAGGUCAAGCUCAUACUACAUCCUCGGUCGCGCUGGUCCACACAAAAGCAUGCUCAGGCCCACCUUUCGACGUCUAUUGAAUUCGCCGUCCACCAAGGCGCUGUUCCGGGGUGACGCUCUCGCAGUACACCGGCGAUACAUGGCGACCAACGCCGAAGAGGGUGGGAUUCAGGACCCCGCAACCUACUGCAGCGACUUGGUCCGAAAACGCGACUACGAAUCAUUCCUCAUCUCACAAUUUUGGCCACGCGAUCUCCGGGAACAUUUUAUCGCGUUGCGCGCGUUCUAUGUGGAACUAGCCUCGGUGCAAGAAUCUGUCUCGAAUAUCACUCUGGGCAAGAUGCGGAUGCAAUUCUGGAGAGACGCACUGAAGGGCAUUGCGGAUGGUAGGCCGCCGAGGCACCCAAUAGCGCUAGCUUUGGGACGGGCAUGUCAAGCCGCAAACCUACAGACAUACCAUCUGAAGCGGAUCGUUGACGCAAGGGAUGCAGAGCUUGACACUCCUGCGCACAUGACACUAGAUUCUCUCACAUCUCAUGCAGAAUCCACAUCCUCCACGUUCCUGUACCUGCAGCUAUCUCUGCUGUCCCUCUCCGCCUCGUCUACACUUUCACAUGCCGCCUCGCAUCUCGGAGUUGCGCAAGGCAUCACGACACUGUUGCGUGCACUGCCGUACCACGCAUCGCAAGGCAGGAUGGUGAUCCCGGCGGAAAUCACGGCGCGGCACGGCGUCAGUCAGGAAGAGGUUUUCCGCAAGGGUGGGCAAGCGAAGGGCAUCGAAGACGCUGUGUUUGAGUUUGCCACUGUGGCAAACGACAAUCUUCAGACAAGCUUGGAAAUGCUCAAGACGGAGGUGCCUGGCAGGGCGAGACCGGUAUUUUUGAAUGCGGUGCCGACCCGACUGUAUCUGGAGCGCUUGGAAGCGGCAAACUUCGACGCAUUCAAUCCGUCUUUGCAUGGGCGUGGGUGGCAGCUGCCGUGGAGGAUCUGGAGCAGUUACUAUAGGGGGCGGUUCUAACAACCGGGGGGUUGUACAGAGCGUUGUCUGCGCGACGAAAUGACUAGUGUUGUUGCUACGUG
Molecule: messenger RNA, 1204 nt
Organism: Rhodofomes roseus
Lineage: Eukaryota; Fungi; Basidiomycota; Agaricomycetes; Polyporales; Fomitopsidaceae
Product: isoprenoid synthase domain-containing protein
Exons: 5
Coding region: 174-1142 (322 amino acids)
Biological process (GO): mitochondrial respiratory chain complex I assembly; biosynthetic process
Cellular component (GO): mitochondrion
Source: RefSeq, a predicted model, not a curated record